AUGGAGGCGUCAGCUCUAGAGGCGAACGCUCUGCCCCCUGUCGCUCUUCCUUUGGAAACCGAUCACACCAGCAGUGACAACGGGACGGCCACUGUGCCCAUGAGUGCGUCCAGUCACGAGGAAAGCCAAGCGGAUGACGAGAUGGAGAAAAGUGCUGACGGAGCGACAAAAGUUAAGGCCCUUAUAGACGGCAAUGAUGUGGAGAAAAACGAGGAGAUGACGUCGUCGAGGCCUGGGACGCCUUUGAUGACGGACUUUUCGACCCCUCGGGAGGAAAACACGGAGCCUACGACACCUGUUGGGGAACCUGUCGAACAGACUUUUGUGGAAGCUGGAGACAGGUUAUCUACCGAGGAAAAGAGUGACAUGACACAAAAGGAGGAGGAGGAGACAAACGAGCAGAUGAGCAUGUCGGUGCAGGAGCAGGAGGAGGUGGAGGACGAGGUGCAGUUGCCGUCCGUGGUGUCGGGUUUAGCGGCUGUUGCUGCUGGUGGAGAGAAGAGUGUGGAGGUCUCUCGUGACAGCAGUGGUCGUCAAUUGGAUGAUGAAGUGGAAGCUGCAGUUGAGGAGGAGGAGGAGGGGGCUAAAGGGCUGGAGGAAGUGGGACAGCCGGCGGUACUGGAAGAAGAGGAGGUUAAAGUGCAGGAUGAAGGAAGGCAGACUGUACAGGAGGAAGAGACACGUGCACUACAAGAUGAAGAGGAGUCUCAGGUGCAGGAUGAGCCGAAGAUGGUAGUACAGGAAGAGGUGAAGGCGAUGGAGCAAGCUGGAAAGGAGCCUCAAGUGCUGGAGGAAGCGGACCGUACUGUGAUGCACGACCAAGUUGUGCCUGACGAACAAGCUGAAACUGAACUUACAGUGCAGCCUGAAGAGAAGCAUACGAUGCGUGAUGAAGUGGGGCCGACUGCACCGGACGAAGUAGUGAAGUCUAAGACACAGGAGGGAGUGGAGAUGGCCGUUGACGGUGAAGUGGAGCCUGAUGUACAGGACAAAGUGAAGCCUAACGGACAGGACAAAGUGGAGCCUAAACAAGAGGCUGGAGUUGAGCAUACAGGACAAGACGAAGUGGCGUCCAGAGUAGAGACUGGAGUGGAGCAUACAAGACAGGAUGGAGUAGAGCUUGUAGUAGAGGAAGCGAGUACCCCGGAACAUGGAGUGGAUCUGAUGAUUCCGUCGCCAAAACGUCCGGUCGCUUUGAACCUGGUACAUCACGAUAUUGAUGACGAAGCAAGCGACAGCGAAGACGAGGCGGAAGAACCUGCCUGUGAAGACACUGAGGAAGAUGCGGACCUGGGCACUCCACUUGGUUAUGCCAGCGCUGCUGGCUUUGGCGAGGGGCACGAUGAUUUUGCGUCGCAUCGCUUUCUGGGCCCUAGCGUGGCUUCCGAUCCAUCAUCAGCUCGUGCGCUACACAGUUUGCGUCGUGUCGCGCUGCAUGACAAGCCGCCUCGCUUUGUUAGCGAAGCACCCGUAGUUGUAGCUAGCUCGGACAGUUUGACAAGCAGCGGUGAGUCAUCAGGCAGAAACUCGUCCAGUGCAAGUGCAGUCCACGUGUCCGAUGAUAAGCUGGGGUUGCGUGCACAAUCCGUGGCUGAUUCUAUGGAGAGGUCUUUUAACUCGUACACGUUGACAUUUACGGAACCAGUGCUGGGCUUUGACACAAGUGUUGUCAUGUCGCUGGAGAAGGAACUGCUGGUCGAGGUCUCGAGUGUGGAGAAGGAGAGUCCGGCGCAUCGUGGUGGUGUCGUCGUCGGCGACUAUCUGAUCAGCAUAAACGGGCAGCACAUUGAGCCGCACACGACGAAUGAGCAGGUGCUUGAGAUCAUACAGACGUCUUCCGUACCGCGGACGCUCGUGUUUCAGCGCGACUUGCAUGACAAGGACACGGUGCAGUCCAAGAGUCUUCCGGACAAGAAGCUCUCACCCGCGAAACCUUUGAUGGGUCGUCUGGGUGCAGCAAUGAGCCAAGGAGCAUUAAUCAUUGGCUCCAAGUGGAAGCGUAAGAAGACGCUAGUGCAUUCGGAUUCCUUUUGCGAUGGCUGCGGCAUGGACCCGAUCACAGGCGCGCUUUGGACGUGCAGUGUCUGCUCAAAUUACAACUUGUGCAGUGAGUGUUACGAUAUGGGCACACAUGGCAUGGAAAACUCGGAGCAAAUGCAGGCGCUGAGUGAGGCCACUGUACAGUACAAGUUACAGAAGAAGUGCAAGCAUUUCACACCCGAGUUUCUCCUAUCGCUUCGCCGCGAUAUUUGUAAGGGACGACCAGACAAGUUUGAGUACUUGGGCGAAUGGAUUGCCGAUAUCGUGAUGGGUACAUCCGCAGUGAAGAUCACAGUCCGCGGUAUUGAGAUCCCGUCUCUUCCGCCUGCUUCUCGCCAGCGGUUUGUGUCCCAUCUCAUGCCGCUGGUAUCCAAUCGGACUGACAUUGAGGUGAACAUUGAAUGGCUGCCGGAUGACUCGGAUCGAAUGACUGUGGCCUGUCGUCCAAGUGUGGAUCGAAUGAGUGCCGGUGCAUUUGAUAGCGACGAAGAUGAAGGCGCUGAUCACUUUUUCGACAACUUAGAAAAGCUGCGCAUUUGGAUAUCGGACAAGAAGACGCGCACGACGUCGCCGUUUGCGUGA
Messenger RNA from Peronospora matthiolae, 2622 nucleotides. The record is from the annotation of a GenBank genome assembly. Lineage: Eukaryota; Oomycota; Peronosporomycetes; Peronosporales; Peronosporaceae.